Molecule: messenger RNA, 2870 nt
Organism: Neopsephotus bourkii (Bourke's parrot)
Lineage: Eukaryota; Metazoa; Chordata; Aves; Psittaciformes; Psittacidae
Gene: WNT7A
Product: Wnt family member 7A
Exons: 4
Coding region: 676-1725 (349 amino acids)
Biological process (GO): cell fate commitment; positive regulation of JNK cascade; canonical Wnt signaling pathway
Cellular component (GO): extracellular region
Molecular function (GO): cytokine activity; frizzled binding
Source: RefSeq, a predicted model, not a curated record
AGUAAAAACUUGCCCCCGUCCCCGGUGCCGGCCGGCGCGGAGCAGCGCGGGGAGCGGCCCCAUGCCGUCCGGCGGGCCGGGGCCAGCCCCGGGGGCACCCCCCGGUGACACCCCGCGCAGCUCCCGCCGCUUUUCCCCGGGCCGUGCCCGCAGGAGGAGUCGCGCUCUGCGCCCCGGGAGGAUCGCUGUGAGCCUGCGGGCAGGCAGGUGAUCUGCCUGCCAGUCCUGGUUACACUUCUUCCCACCUCCCGCCUUACUUCCCCCCCGGCUGGACAACUCCCUCCCUGGAGAACACGCCCAAGUAGCUGAAAAAGAGAGAAAGCGAGGAGAAAAGAAAAAAGGGGGGUGGGGGGGAGCAGGGAGACAGUUACCGCUGGACCGGGGGGAGCCGCCGGCGCUCGGGAGGAUCCCGCAGCCCGUGCCCUCCCGGCAAUAAAGCGCUACGUGUGACAGGCAUACAAAUCCGGGAGCGCGGGAGCGGCGGGGCCCGGCGGGCCAUGCUGAGAGUCUGCGGGGGCUCGCCGGGGCGCAGCGGCAGGGCGCGGCGGCGCGGGGGGCCCCGCUCGGCCGGGCGGCCCUGACCCCACCGCACCGCCGGGACCGGGACCGGCCCCGGGCCGGCUGCGCGGCACGCACCGUUUCGCACGUUGGGCUGAGACACGGCAAGCAAGGAAUAUGAACAGGAAAACAAGGCGCUGGAUCUUCCACAUCUUCCUGAGCCUGGGGAUUGUGUAUAUCAAGAUUGGGGGUUUUUCCUCUGUGGUGGCCCUGGGAGCCAGCAUCAUCUGUAACAAGAUCCCGGGUCUGGCUCCCCGGCAGCGGGCGAUCUGCCAGAGCAGGCCCGACGCUAUUAUCGUCAUCGGGGAAGGGUCCCAGAUGGGCAUCAACGAGUGCCAGUUCCAGUUCCGCAACGGGCGCUGGAACUGCUCUGCCCUGGGAGAGAGGACUGUCUUCGGGAAGGAGCUCAAAGUGGGUAGCAGAGAAGCAGCAUUCACAUACGCCAUCAUUGCUGCUGGAGUAGCACAUGCAAUCACAGCUGCCUGUACACAGGGCAACCUGAGUGACUGUGGCUGUGACAAAGAAAAACAAGGACAGUACCAUAAGGAGGAAGGAUGGAAAUGGGGAGGCUGCUCUGCAGAUAUCAGAUACGGAAUAGGAUUCGCCAAAGUGUUUGUGGAUGCCCGGGAGAUUAAGCAAAAUGCAAGGACACUCAUGAAUCUGCACAACAAUGAGGCUGGGCGGAAGAUUCUGGAAGAAAAUAUGAAGUUAGAAUGCAAGUGCCAUGGGGUCUCAGGAUCUUGUACCACUAAAACAUGCUGGACAACUCUGCCUAAGUUCCGGGAGCUGGGCUACAUCCUUAAGGACAAAUACAACGAAGCUGUUCAAGUCGAACCAGUGAGGGCAAGUCGUAACAAGCGUCCCACCUUCCUGAAAAUAAAGAAGCCACUUUCCUAUCGUAAACCCAUGGAUACAGAUUUAGUGUACAUAGAAAAAUCUCCCAAUUAUUGUGAAGAAGACCCUGUCACUGGCAGUGUGGGAACACAGGGCAGGAUGUGCAACAAGACAGCCCAGCAGUCCAAUGGCUGUGAUCUCAUGUGCUGUGGUCGAGGUUACAAUACACACCAGUACUCAAGAGUGUGGCAGUGCAACUGCAAAUUUCAUUGGUGCUGCUAUGUUAAAUGCAACACUUGCAGUGAGAGGACAGAAGUAUAUACCUGUAAGUGAGCAUGUGGCUGGGCAGGCUGGCAUGUCCCUGGCCAUGAAUACAUUUGCACAUGCACUCAAAGUACCUACGCAAGACUGUAGGAAAGACCUGCUCUCCCAGAAGAAAUGCUGAUGAAUGGAGCCCUCUCUUUUCUUCUCAUGUUUCAUUGCUUCUGUGAAUACACAUUUCAGACUCUUAUAAAAGUCAGCCAGGAAACAAAAACAAAGAACCCCCACCCUGAGCCACCUGACACACAAAACAGAGAGAAAAAAGAUCAUCUCAGUUAAUGUGCGCCUCUAAAGCAAGAAGUAUUGACUGCCUUGUGAAGAGACACCACUCAGAGGAAAAGCUCUGAGCAUGGCAACUAACUCUUGGUUUGGAAAAACAAUGGGGAAAAACUUCAGUGUAACAAGGAGCAGGGAGGGGCAGAGGAGAAAUCCUCAAAAAGGGCUUUGCACAGGAUGGGAUGGACAGUGCCUUGUCGUGAACUGCCCAUGUGAGUGUGUGGAUGACACAGAUUUAGGCUUCUACACUCGUGAAAAGCUUCUGCUGCUCUUGCCCAUCUUUCCACUUCAUACCUUUUGCUACAGCGAGUAGAACUUUUGAAAGUUUCUGUAGACACUGCUUUAUCUGCCUUUCUUGUGUGUGCGUGUGCUGCAGAUUUUAGCACAGGGAGUUGGGACACUUUGGCAUAAUAAUAGCAAUAUUUAACAAUUUAUUCAGAUAAAACUAAUAUUAAUUUAUUUAAUUAAAAAGAACUCUACCAACAUUUUUGGAUCUAUUCUACAAUUAAAGUAGAUAGCUGGCUUUGUGGAAUAAUUUUGUAGAAACGGCAAGGAAAAACGGGGGCUGUAUAUAUUAUUCUUCACUAGGAUAUUUCUAUUAGUUGGACUUGCAGGAUGUGUUCUACAGUACUAGAUGUUUAAGUACAAAAGCUGGCAUCUUUAUAUAUAUGUACAUACACAAACACACACUAUUGUUUUGGGUUUUUGUGUUUGUCUGUUUGUUUGUUUUCUCCUGUUUGCUGCUAGUUGUCUGGAACAAAAGUCAAGUGGUAGGGGUUACAAAUCUUUAUCAGUUUGGGGGUGGUUUUCCUGCCAUUAAAGAAAGAAACGUUACUAAAAUCCUGUUUGAAAUAUGUCGAAAAAAAAAGAAAAAAAGAAAA